This is a messenger RNA of Capronia epimyces CBS 606.96, 414 nucleotides long. RefSeq lists its product as uncharacterized. The record is from RefSeq and is a predicted model, not a curated record. The transcript is spliced from 3 exons. Gene Ontology annotation, molecular function: heme binding. NCBI's taxonomy places the organism in Eukaryota, Fungi, Ascomycota, Eurotiomycetes, Chaetothyriales, Herpotrichiellaceae. The coding region runs from base 1 to 414 and encodes 137 amino acids. Gene Ontology annotation, cellular component: endoplasmic reticulum membrane; intracellular membrane-bounded organelle.
AUGGCACCUACCAAAGUCAAGUCCCUGACGGCCGAUCAGGUGGUCCAGCACCGAACGAAGGACAGCUUAUACCUGGUCAUUCACGACAAGGUUUACGACGUGACCAAUGGAGGUCAAGAAGUGCUCAUCGAUCAAGGCGGCGUCGACGCAACGGAAGCAUUCGAAGAGGUCGGACACAGCGAAGAGGCCCGGAAAACGCUGGCGAGUCUCCAUAUUGGCAAUCUGCGACGUCAGGCCGGAGACGAAAAGCUACUAGCCGCGUCCGGGAGCGCAUUCAAGAGCUACGCCGCCGAUACCAAGGGAGGGGUGCCGGCCAUUUUCCAGGCCGCGAUUGUCUUCGCGGUGGGCGUGGCUGUCUUUCUUGGAUGGAGAUAUCUAUUAGAUCAAGACGGAACCGCCAAGUCCCAACUGUAA